ACCACAGACAACUAGAGACCCCCUCUGCAUCUUUCCGACCUCAGUCUUCCGGCCCUCAUCUCUGGUCGUUGCAUUUGCGUUGAAGUCUUCGUCAGAGUAACUUUGCAUCUGUAUACAAGUCCUCAGAUCCAUUUGCAAUGGGUGGUGCGGUAUCCGCAGUAUCCCGGGUAGUCCCCUUUGUAGGGGGUGUCAUCCCGGCAAUCCUUGGUGCAAUCGUUGGCAGUAGAGUCAAAGAAAACCCGACGAUGUCCGUUAUCGAUGCGCGGCUCCGGAAGGCAGAGGCAGAGGCAGAGGAGGCCCGACGACAUAUGGAGCAGCUCGAACGAGAGAAGCAGGCGCAACUGGAGAUGAUCAGAGUCCAGCAGGAGGCUUCACAGAGAGCUGCUCAACUCGCCGAGCAGCUUGAGCAAGAGAAGCAGGCGCAGGCUGAGAGAAUCAGAGUCCAACAAGAGGAGGCGCAAAGCGCGGCUCAAAAUGCCCAACAAUUGGAGAGGGAGAAGCAGGAGCAGAUGGAGAAUGCCAGGAGGGAACGCGAAGCAGCUCAGAGGGCGACCCAGGCUGCUAACGAGUUGCAAGGGCAAGUACAGAAGAAGGAGGCGGAAAUGAAGAAGAUUUUAGAGGAGCAGCAGGAGAUGGAGGCAAAGUGGAAGAAGGGUAUUCAUCCGGUUGAAUGGCCUUCUCGCGAGCAGUUUGAGGCGAACAAGCGACGUUUUUACAAGGAGGGAAAGUUCCAUCUCGCUAUCGCUGGAAUUUCGGGAACGGGAAAGUCAUCUCUCAUCAAUGCCUUUCGAGGUGUCUGGGACGAUGAACCAGGUGCCGCUGCGACCGAUAUCGUUGAAAGCACCGCCGUUGUCACUCCUUACCCCGAUCCCAAUCCCGCCAACCCAUUCAUUUGGUUCGACGUCCCAGGUUCAGGCACUCUGGCGUGUUCUGAUUGGACCUACUUUAACGACCAAGGUCUCUACAUUUUCGACGCUAUUAUCGUCUUGUUUAACGAUCGCUUCACUGCCACUGACAUCGCUAUCUUGAAGAACUGCGGGCGAUACAAAAUCCCGACCUACAUCGUUCGCUCCAAAUCUGACAUCCACGUCGAGAAUCUGGUCAAGAAGAAGCGGCGUGGAGCUGGCGCGAGGCGGGACCCUGCCAAGGUAUAUGAUGAGGCUUGCAAAGAGUACAUCACGAAGACGCAGGAGAGCGUCAGGCUGAAUUUGAUGAAGAACGAUCCUCCUAUUCGGUCGCAGAAGAUGUAUGCUGUCUCCCGGGAUACGCUGACGAUGGUUGUCCGACAGGAGGUGCUCGAUGAUAGUCUCGUGCUCAGUGAGUAUGAGCUCUUGAGGGACAUCCUCCAGGACGCGUAUUCGCGACGAUCUGAGAAGUCGUACGGCACGAUGUCGGAUCUCAUGAAAAAGGCUGGCAUGGAUAUCCUCCGUUUCUUUACUAGCUGAGGGUGUACUUCCUCUACUGCCCCCUGUUACGGUCAUUUGCGGACGCUUUUGUUACAGUGGUGUUCUUUGGUAUCUUUAAUAUUUUAGGCUGACCUUUUCCCGUUUCAUUACUCAUGUGUUUUACGCGCAGUUCGAAUUGAUCUUGAAUUUACCCUGGCCUUUUCUUCGGUACAAUCCGUUAUGACUGUCUGCUCUGCUCAAAAACUUAGUAUCUA
Molecule: messenger RNA, 1660 nt
Organism: Desarmillaria tabescens
Lineage: Eukaryota; Fungi; Basidiomycota; Agaricomycetes; Agaricales; Physalacriaceae
Product: interferon-inducible GTPase-domain-containing protein
Exons: 2
Coding region: 138-1445 (435 amino acids)
Cellular component (GO): membrane
Molecular function (GO): GTP binding
Source: RefSeq, a predicted model, not a curated record